Candoia aspera is the source of this 10875-nucleotide messenger RNA. It is a transcript of the gene SETD1A, whose product is annotated as SET domain containing 1A, histone lysine methyltransferase. Gene Ontology annotation, cellular component: Set1C/COMPASS complex. The transcript has 19 exons. The coding region runs from base 356 to 6052 and encodes 1898 amino acids. Lineage: Eukaryota; Metazoa; Chordata; Lepidosauria; Squamata; Candoiidae. The record is from RefSeq and is a predicted model, not a curated record. Gene Ontology annotation, molecular function: histone H3K4 methyltransferase activity; protein binding; RNA binding.
UUCAUCCCAAAAAGAUCAAAUUUGGGUUCUCAUUUCUAGAUCUAUUGUUCAUCUUCCAGUGGUUUGCAUAUAACAACAGAAGGUACUGGAAUGCUAUAAUGCUACUGCCUGAAAAUAUUUCAGAAUUCAAGUUUGUAUCUUUCAUGAGAAUAUGUCAUAUUGCUUGCUUUUUAAAACUCUUACUUUUCUGCUUUCUUCCUAGUCUCUCAAAUACUCUGUUUCAAAUUAUGGACUGAACCGACUCUAACCUGAUUUUAUUGAGAAGCAGAGAAAAAUACUGCUAUAGCUAUACAUUGAAAUUUACCAGUAGUUUGACCACAGAAGAGAUCAUCUACAACAGUGUAAAUGAGUCAGAAUGGACCAGGAAGGCGGGGGUGACUUCCAGAAAACCCCUAAUUUCCAGUGGAGAAACUACAAGCUCCUUGUUGACCCCGUGCUUAAGGAUGGCCCGCACAAGAUCUACCGCUAUGAUGGGGUGCAUUUCAGCACUAACGAUUCAGGUCAUGCUCCUGUGAAAGUUGUGCAGGAUCCGAGACACAGAAAAUGGUCCAAAACCAGAGAUCUUUCUCUUCCUGUUCCAAAGUUUAAGCUAGAUGAGUUCUAUGUGGGCCAGAUCCCUCUGAAGGAGGUGACUUUUGCCCGGCUCAAUGACAACAUCAAGGAGUCCUUCCUGUGUGAGAUGUGCAAAAAAUAUGGAGACAUUGAGGAGAUUGAGAUUCUGUAUAAUCCAAAGAACGGCAAGCACCUGGGCCUGGCCAAGGUGCUCUUCACCAGCACAAGAGGGGCAAAGGAGACAGUCAAGAACCUGCACAAUACUUCAGUCAUGGGCAACAUCAUCCAUGCCCAACUUGACAUCAAAGGUCAACAACGUAUGAAAUAUUAUGAACUGAUUGUGAAUGGCUCUUUCACACCUCAGACUGUCCCCACUGGAAGCAAAAUGCUGAAUGAAAAGUUCUCAGCUGAUUCGUCAGAGUCCCGAAGACAUCAUUCGACCAAUUCAUCGUACCCCAGUAACGCAAUGCCUUCGACGCCUGGCAACGGCACCCCUUGUUCUCAGGACACUCCGUACUCCAGUGGCCGACAAGACACACCUUCUUCGUAUGGCCAGUAUACGCCACAGUCCCAGGGGACUCCGUAUACCCCUCGGGGGGGAACACCGUAUUCCCAGGAUUCUGCCUAUUCUAGCAGGCAAGGGACCCCAGGCUACUCAAGCUACCAGCCAGAGUCAACGUCGUACAAAUCCUCCCGGCAUGAGAACAGCUUUUCAGACUCAUAUUUCCGCCGGCACUAUACUUCCUCCUCCUCAUCCUCCUCAUCCUCCUCAUCCUCCUCCACUCACUACCGCAGCAACGACCAUCACUACCCCUCUUACAGUCAACAGUUUGGCGGCGGCAGCGCUGCCACAACCAGUAGUAGCCGAUACCAGCGCCUCUCAUCCACUUCGGGGCGGUCUUCCUCCUCCUCCUCCUCCUCCUCCUCCUCUCACCGCUCUCACUCAAGAGAGGACUCCGGCUUCCAUUCCCGACACAGGGAACGCUCUCAACGGGAUGACUCUACUCUCUCGUCCACAGCAACUACCACUGCUCCUUCCACCUGCACCGUCACCGCCGCUUGCUCCUCCUCGGUGACAACGGUAUCCGAGAGCGUUCAGUUCCAGAACAGUCACAGCUUUGCCCCGCAAGGCGUGGAGCAUUUCCCAGCACCCAGCGUGCUCUACCCGCCUUUUGCAGCCACUCCGGAGCCCUUCUCCGUGCCUGCAGAACCCCACGCUGUGGAUCAGGAUUACCGGCUGCUCCCCACGGCAGAAACGUUUGCGGCCAACUCCCUGCCUCCCACUGAAUUUCUCGCUCAGGAAACUAAAGAGAACAUCAGCCCGGCAGUGACAGUAGCCCUCGGGGUCGAUGACCCAUCCCAUUCUCCUGCUGUGCAGACCUCACCGGCCCGAUCUGGUUCCCCUGCCCCUGAGACUACCAAUGAGAGUGUACCCUUUGCCCAGCACAGCAGCUUGGACUCCCGCAUUGAGAUGCUGCUGAAGGAGCAGCGGUCCAAGUUUUCCUUUCUCAGUUCGGACACAGAAGAGGAGGAGGAAGAGAAAGGGGGGUCGAAGGGAGCAGAGCCACAUGGGCCCUGCACCCCCCCGCCCCCUCUUCCAGUCAGCUUUGAAGAUGUGGUGCCAGCCCUGGAUGUGGGACCAGGAGAUGAAUCCCCUAAGGCUAAUGGGCAGGACAGAGCAUCUCAGCAGUCUUCCGGUGAAGACAUGGAAAUCUCCGAAGAUGAAGCUGAAGUUGAGCCUCCAACUCCCGUGGCAGGGGUGUCUGAUCCACAUUUUUCUGUGAUGCCAUCAGUUCUGGGCCACAUGCAGUUGGGGGUGUCCUCCUUUACUUCCCACCAUCGGCCAGAACCACCCCCCUCUUAUCCAAUACAGCCUCUCAUGUCUGUCUCCCUCCCUCAUCUAGCGGGUAAAACCCACUCACUCUCCAAUUUUGGCCAAGUUGGUCCCCGGCACGGUCAUCGCCUGUCAGAUUUCAGAGGACGGGCAAGUGUGGUGGGUGGAGGCCGUGGUGCCCCCCACAUCUAUGACUUUGUCAACUCCAUGGAGCUCAUGAACAGACUUGGCAACCAGUGGGGUGGGAUGCCCAUGUCUUUCCAGAUGCAGACCCAGAUGCUGAGCCGCCUUCAGCAGCUGCGUCAGAACAAAGGCCAGUAUGAGGACCCUUUCUCCUACCACCGGGAGACGGCUUCUUUCUGUGGUCGGCCUCUGUACGGUCCUGGGUACUUACUGGAACAGGGGAGUCACCCCUUUUCGAGAGACCAGCUUUUCAUGCAGCAGCCCUCGGCGGUUGGGGCCUCAGAGCAGCAGCAGCAGCAACAUUCCUCAGAGCAACCGCCUCUGCCACCUCCACAGCGGCUGCUUGAUUUCCAGACAGCUGCGUGGGGCUAUCAGGACGAGGAGGCUCCGCUUCCACCGCUUCCUGAGGAUCCGCAUGCCUCUGUCGUGGACAGCGUUCUCGCCACCCUCAUGCAGGAGAUGAAGAGCAUCAUGCAGCGAGACCUCAAUCGCAAGAUGGUUGAGAACGUGGCUUUCAGCACCUUUGACAAGUGGUGGGAGUGCAAAGAGGAAAAGGCCAAGCCUUUCCAGAACACUGUUAAACAGCCAGCCAAGGAAGAGGAGAAGGACAAAACCAAGCUGAAAGAUCCUGCCCUUCUGUCUCUAGUGGAUUGGGCCAAGAGCGGUGGGACUGGUGGCCUGGAGGGCUUUGGCUUCAGGACCGGCUUCCGAGGAGUCCUCGGGCUCCCCUCCUUCAAGGUGAAGAGGAAAGAGCCCUCUGAAAUCUCGGAGUGCAGCGAGGUGAAGCAGCCCCGCCCUUCCACUCCUGCCGAGGAGGACGAGGAAGAUAAAAAAUCCUUACAGAUGCCCAAGACCUCCAAGAGGGACGAUGAACGGAUCAAAGGUCCAGGAAAACGGCGAAAACUUUUUUGUCUGGACAGCGAAGGGGAGGAGGCGUCUGAGGACUCCUCCUCAGAGAAGGAGGAGGAGGAAGAGCGGCAGAGAGAGGAAGAUGAACAAGGGGCCAGAGAACGCAGGAGAAAGAGGGAACAAUCUGAAGAUGGUGAUAGCGAUGGUUCAUCAAAGUAUUCAGUUUUUGAGGAGUCUGAUGAAGACAGCGACAGCACUUCUGAUUCAGAAAGCAGCUCUUCUUCCUCAUCUUCCUUGUCAUCGUCGUCAUCGUCGUCAUCUGAUGAGGAGGAGGUUGAGAGCAUGGAGGAAAUUGACGAUUCUGCUACAGACAUCCAUCCAUCCGAGUCAUUGGGAGGCAUGGAAGAGAGAAUAUGGCCAGGAACUGAUACUGAGAUGGGCAGGAAGAAGCCAGAAUCAGUUCUGCUUCGAGGCCGUGUUGUUGAGGAGAAGCCUACUCCUCAGAAUGAUACUUUGCUAGUCCCACCAAUAGAAGAGAAGAGCAUCUGGACAGCACCAGGAGAGCGAACGCGGCAAGAAGAGCGACCCUCCUCGCCCAUUCCACUUCUGCCGCCACCCAAGAAACGCCGGAAAACGGUCUCCUUCUCAGCUCCUGGUGAGGAUGAAGGGACCUUGGAGAAGCCACUUGAAUUGGCACCUUUGGCUUUUCUAGCCCCACCACCCCCACCUCCUCCUUCUGUCACCACAGAGGAAGCACAGACUCCAUUGGUGCCUGUGGAGCCCAUGCCACCACCCCAAGUGUCCUUAACCUCAGAUGCCCCAGUCCCGAUUACCUGCCCCCUGCCUCCCAUGGCUUCCCCAGCAAAGCUAGCGGCUGCUGCCAGCCGCAGGCGGGAGCCCCCAAAAGUCAGUCAAAGAACAAUCAGCAACCUGCCGGCAGACCAUGCUUCUCUCGUGAAAUGUUGGUCAGAGGAUAUGCCAGUUGGUCGGUCCCGAAGCCGUUCUCGCUCCCGAAGCUCAGAACACUUGAGGGUACCGCAGCCCCCAGAGGAAGAUAGGCUGCACAUGCGUGAGCAAAUGGGAGCUUCCUCGCUACUGGAGUUGGCCAAUCAGCCUGACCUGGCCGUGUUAGCAGAUGUGGCUCUCAAGAUGCCUGCUGUUGCAGGCAGUGAAGAUUCGGAGGAGACCUCAGAUGAGGCUGAGGAGCCAAAGCGUCUGCUUUUGCCUGCUGCGUUAUCCCUUGAAGUCAGCGGCAUCCUGAUGGAGCAUAACUAUGCCAUGGCAGUCCGUGCAGCACCCGUAACUGUCCCCCGGAAACAAGAUGAGACAGCACUGCUUGGUUCUACUGACCUGUUGCAGAUGGACUUGUAUAGCGAGCACAUUGGUGAGGUUCUGGAGGCUCCUGAGGAGAUAGUGGCAGAUGCCAGUGAAGCCAGAACUGAAUCUGAGGUGGGUGACCUUGUCGCACUGCCCCCUCCACCUCCCCAACCCAUUGAAAAGCCUAAGGUACCUGUCCCAGACCAGCAGCAGCCACAGACAAAGAAACCUCCACAUUGGCUAAAGGAGGAGGCCAUAAAGGAUCCAGGAGCAUUGCCUUUUGGCCCAGAGAAUCUGUUCCCUUCUGAGAGUGAGGAGGAGGAGGAAGAGGAUGAAGAGAGCUUUGACAGCAGUGAUGAAGGGGAGAUUCGUAGGAGAUCUCUGCGCUCUCAUUCACAUAAGCACACCCCAGCCCAGCCACCACCUCCACCCCCAGUCUUUGAGACACGCAGUGAAUUUGAACAGAUGACAAUCUUGUAUGACAUCUGGAAUUCGGGGCUAGAUUUGGAGGACAUGAAAUACUUGCGGCUGAUGUACGAGCGCUUGCUGCAUGAGGACAAUAGCACCGACUGGCUAAAUGACACCCACUGGGUCCAGCACACCAUCACAAACAUUGCAAAUCCCAAGCGGAAGAGGAAGUCAUCCGACCUGCGGGAACAUCAAACAGGCUGUGCCCGCAGCGAGGGCUACUACCACAUCAGCAAGAAGGAGAAGGAUAAAUACCUCGACAUGUGCCCAGUCACGGUGCAGCAGCUGGACACCGCUGAUACGCAGGGCACCAACCGCAUCUUGUCAGAACGACGAUCUGAGCAAAGGCGUCUGCUGAGUGCCAUUGGCACCUCUGCCAUCCUCGAUAGUGACCUGCUGAAACUUAACCAGCUGAAGUUCCGGAAGAAGAAACUCCGGUUUGGACGGAGUCGAAUUCACGAGUGGGGCCUGUUUGCCAUGGAGCCAAUCGCUGCGGAUGAAAUGGUCAUUGAAUACGUGGGCCAGAACAUCCGUCAGAUGGUGGCAGACAUGCGUGAGAAGCGGUACGCCCAGGAGGGUAUCGGGAGCAGCUAUCUUUUCCGCGUGGACCAUGACACAAUCAUCGAUGCUACCAAGUGCGGCAACCUUGCUCGUUUCAUCAAUCAUUGCUGCACGCCCAACUGCUAUGCCAAAGUCAUCACGAUAGAGUCCCAGAAGAAGAUCGUUAUCUACUCCAAGCAGCCCAUCAGCAUCAAUGAGGAGAUCACAUAUGACUACAAGUUCCCAAUUGAAGAGAACAAGAUUCCCUGCUUGUGUGGCACAGAGAAUUGUCGGGGGACCCUGAACUGAAACUGAAGCCUGGCAUUCCUAUUUAUUUUGUUGGCUCACCCCAUUUUCCACCAGUAGUUUAGCAUCUCUUCCCAUAGAUUUGCAGUGGGAAAGUUCUCAGUCGCCUUAAGACCCAUCUGGAAUCCUUUAGAAGUUUUCCAUUUGCCUCUCCUCAGGUUCUAAUCAGUGAGAAAUUUCCUUUUCUUCCAGUCAGUCGGAAGUGGUUCUCUCCUCUUUUACUCUGGUGUUUCUGUCAUUUUUGGUCCAACCCCAAAUUCCAGUGGAAAAAUCAUUUAAUGAAAGCAGGUAGCAGUUAAAUACCUCUCCCCCCUUGGAUUAAGAACAUCUUUCAUCUUAGUUGCUUAAUAGUCAGUUCUGCUUUUAAAUUUGGUGAAAAGUUUGAGCCUGCACUGAAGGGUAUGGUAAACAGAAUUGAUCGCCUUCAGUUUAAGGAUCUGCAGCAUGCUGAGGUCGGUUAAUAAAACGGUAAAAAUUGCAAGCUCUAAGAAAAACACACAAAGAAUUUUGAGGCCAUUUCAGUGCUUGGUGUCUUGAAAGGCAUAAAUGUGAAUGGUACACAUAGCUAAGAGUUGAUGAACCUUGAAAUUCCAUAGUUGAGCUUUCUAACAGUUGGAUUCUUUUAUAAAAGAUUAUGGGCUUAUCAAGGUAUAUAUGAGAACAGUUCUGGAAGCAAAUCCUUUCCUAAGUGGACUUGGUUCUGACAUUCAGAGCAUUCCCUGAACCUUUGCUAGAUAUAGCCAAGAUUACCCAGGGAUUGUCACUUUCCAGUUUCAUUUGGCUAUGCUUUUUACCAUGAGCAAAGGUUUGAACUUUCUGGCUUCAGAUGAUUAUUCCUAAUUCCAUCCUGGCAUUUAUUCUUCCCACCAAGCACUUAAGGCUACAGUAGCAAAGAUUCUGAAAAGUAAUUGGGUGGUGUCACUCCCUUUCCUUGUGUUGUGUCUCUGCCUUGCAACAGGUAUUAAGAAGGAGGGAAAAAAGACCUGAACCUGCAUGGUUAAUGGAGCUGUUCCUUUGCUACAGUUACGGCUUCAACCAUCUGGCUCAUAGCAUAAGCUAAGACCUUAUCCCAACCCACCCUGCCCCAAUAUUUUUUUCUUAGGAGAAGAAAGUUGUGUAUAUAUCUAGUCCAGAUGGAUUGGCUGUUUCUUGUAGAAACACACGUUUAUUGGUAUGUAAAUAUUUUAUUUUUGUUUUCCACUUCAUACUGAAAAGAAAGCUGUAAAUAAUGUUUCAUUGUAUUUCCUUCUCCUGUUUUUACCUAUAUUUGCAUCGUGCCACCUUUUUCUUUUAAUGCAACAUGGGAUGUUUUUUUUCUUAUCCUGGAGAAAAAUUGUAACCUUUUGGAUGGGGUAUUGGAGGUCAAAAAAGCAUAUCUCUUCAACCUUCUAAAUGGGAGUCAGUUCAAACAGAAGACUUUAGGGAUAUAGAACUAUUUUAGCAGGAUUUACAUUUUCUAAAACAUUCUCACCAUUCUGUUUGUGUUGUGUGUGUGUGUUUCUAAACUGCUGUACUGAGAUGGCAAUUCUGUUGAGGGCACUUCCUUUCUCACGUGUAUUUCUCUCCAUGGGCUGCCUAGAGUUGAGGUCUAUUGAAUGGCUUCCAGCUUCCAUAAACUGAAUGUCUGAACAUACAUGGCACAGAGAAUUACACAUUCUCUGCACACUCUGCUUUAAUAGUGGGAACAUAAGUGGGAAAGAGGGAUGCUUUUAGGAUAAGGGUGGGAUGCCCAAAUCCUUGCUGCUCUUCCAUGGCAUGCUGUAACCCACACAAACAAAACAGGAAAUCACUGAGGAGAGGAGAGGAUGCCUUCUCCAGGCCGUGGGGAAAGCGGAAUAGAGCAGAACAGGAAAACUGUGAAAGGCAUUCUCCUGUUGACAUCACAGGCCAAUCACAUGGCUGGGAUGAGCGCUACCCAACAACACCCACUGGGUUGUGCUGCUUCCAAAGGUAGACCUGCGUGUUGUGUUAGCAAGUAUGGCUUGUCAGCUCUCCAUAGCCCGCCCUUUUUGGCUCUUCCCCCACCCCCAGUAACCUGUUAGUGGAGAUGAACCUGUUUAGGUAGUGAGAGUAGCAGUGGUAGAUGAGAGUUUAAGCAUCUCCCAUUCAGCUCUUCUUCCUGAAAAUGGCUCCUUUCUCACGUUUUUAUUAUUUAGUAAAUAAGUUGGGGACAUAGUUCUAAUUAAAACUUAUUUCAGCAUUUGAAGGCUAAUGAGGGUACAGUUAAACGGCAUCUUCUCACUGGACUGUAUGUUAAUCAGCUGUUUUACACUGAAGGUGUCUUUGUAUAUUGUUUUGGUGGAGGUGACUUCUGCUCAUGCUUGGCUUGGGGCCCUUGGAGGAGAAACCCUCGGCAUCUCGGCAUCUUUUCGCAUCUGUUUCUUUCCCAGAAAGCGUGAGAUAAUACAGUUUGCACCGCCUUGAAAAGAUAGUUUGGGGUCUUAAUUUUGACGUUUUUGACAUUGAGACCGUUAGUCUUAACCAACUAAAGAAGUGGGAGAAAACCCAUUUCGCUUUGUGGGCUGCACUGAGCUUAAGAGGCCAAAGGAAAUUUUGGGGGGGUUGGAAUUUGAAUUUGCAGUUGUUUUCUGAGAAGUGGAAGCCCUGCACAGACUUGCCAAACUCAGCGGUGUAACUGUUGUUUCUCACUUCAUGUGGUUUUGUUAUCUGCAUUUUCCCCCUUGCAAUACUCCUACAUGCUGAAAAUAAUAAGGAAGUCGCAGUAACCCAUUUUAGCAAGGAGAAGUGGAAAGGCUGAAUCACCUGAGAAAGAGCAGGGACGAAUGCGGAGUAAUAGUGUAAACACACAUACAAAUAGGUAGCUUGAUGGUUGUCUUGGUCCUAAGCGGCCAAUCUCUCUGGGUCCUGGCUUGCCCCUGAGGGCUGACUCUGGUAUCACAUUCUGUAAUAGUGGAAUUCAUUGUGUUGCUUUGAUUUAACUACAUCCUUCCAGAUCUUGUGUCUGGGUGAGAUCUGGCCUUCUGACUGGCCCUGGGAAUUUUACCGAGAAACAUUGCCAGCCAUUUCCCCCUUUACAGCCUAUUACUUUCCAAAUGUGAUUUUCCUCGACUCAGAUGGUUGUGCACUUGUACUAGGGCCAAACGUAACCUACGUGAUUAAAUUGUGAAUUAAAGCGGUUGUGGUUGCAAUAACCCAUUCCAUCUAGCCCCUCCCUCAGUCAUCCCUCCAGUCACUGUGUAAGCUGACAAAAUUCUGGCUUGCUCUGUGAUGCUUAUCUCCGGGUUUUUGUUAUAGAUACCCAUCCAUGGGCCAGUCUGUUUUGAACAUCAUUGUCUGAAAGGUCCCAUGGAGUUAGGAUCCUCAAACUCCUGCUGAAUUGUGCAGCGUUAGAUGAAGCCCUGAUAAGUUCUAGCUUUUGCUUGAAACUUUGGCAAGAUGAUGUCAGGUUACUGUUACUCUGCUAAUUCCACAGAAUGCUGCCUUACACACAUUCCUUUAGCAUUUAAAAAGCUUAGUCGCACAAUUUUUCUAAAUUGUUUUGGAGACAUGUUUUGGGGGAAAAAAACUGACUAAAUUGCAGCAAAUUGUCAUGACGCAUCAAACUUCUGCUUUUUAUUGUGUUUAAAUAUUUUCCUUUGAAACUUUUGCAUCACAAGGGCCACACGAUCCUGAAUUCCUAUGCUUUGGGAAAAGUUGAGCUUUUUUAAGAAUAUGCCUCCCUUUAUUUUAGACUUGCAGGUUAAAAACCUCUUAGCAGGGAUAGCCAGAGGGUUACAGCUGGGAACCAUUAUUUACUUUGCAUCAGUAAGAAUAUGCUAAAGAAUACUGCUCAGUGGGUUUUAUGCCAAUAUUUCAUCACCUUCGUUUAUUUUUUAAUUUUUCAAAUAGCAACGUCCAGUUGUGUUCUUCAGUCCUGCAAAAACAACCCCCGCUAUCUGUUUCUAUGCACAUUCUGGCACGACUGUUCCAGAUGCUCCGUUUAUUUAUGAAUGGUGGCCAGUUUUUUGGAUUGAUCAUGUACCUACAAUAGUCUUCCUAUUAUCAAGAAAUGUCAUCCUGCACCCACCUCCCCCCCCCCCAAAUUUAAUUACAUGUGCACAUUUUUAAAUUAGUUGCAGGAAGUUUUCAUUUACCCUCACCUGUUCAUUGUGAAAGAUAGACCUUUUGGUUCCACUGUGUUUCCCUUCUCAUCAAAAAACGACAUUGCUUCAAUUGAUCCAUACAGUCACCUCCACAAUGGUUAUAUCCUGCUUCCAAUUCAGCUGCAUACCUCCCAAUAGGACGGAUGAGAUACUUUUAAAUUUUAAAUAAAGCAAUGAAACCUGUGUAAAUUACUCUACGUGCUUUAACAAAACCCAGAAUUGGGUUUUCUUUUUCCCUCUCUUCCACACCUGACUCCUUGCCAGCUUGUAAAGCUGAAUGUUUUGAAAUUACUCAUUUUUCUUUAUAUGUGGGUUUUUUUUUUCCUGUGUACAUAUAUGUAAAAAGGAAACAAGGAAAAAAAAAGAUAUACAAAAAAAAAAAUUUAUACCAGAGAGGGUUAUGCUAUUUAAUCUUCUCUAGCAGCAACGGCAGCUUGCCAAGAGUUUUUGUGUUUUAACACAAGGAUGGAAAUGUACGGACGUGGAUGGAUAGAUACCCCCCCCCCUUUCCUAGCUGCCCAGUGGAUGGAUGUUUUUUUAAUUUGCGUACCUAUUCUUCUGUCUAUAUAAAUAUUAUAUAUAUAGAUAUAUAUAAAUAUAUAAAUAUAUUUUCGUUUGAUCUUACUGGCUUCCUACUUGUAAAUAUGUUAAUAAUUUGUGGAUUCAUUACUUGGUGCCAGAUAGCACAUUUUUAUAAAAGUCAUUAAACUUUUAUUGUACAAA